AUGAAACCAGCGAACGAAACCGACCGGGAACUGGAACCGUACCUGCAGCCCACGUGGUUCGUCGAUAGUGAUCAUCCCGCCAUCGUGGACUACGCCCAGAGGGCAUUGGGCGAUGCAGAAAGCGAAAUCGAUCGGGCAUGUCGACUGUUUUACGCAGUUCGCGACGACAUUCGCUACACAGCCUAUGGAAUCGACAUGGAUCGGGAGGGUUUUCGUGCCAGUCAUGUGUUGGCCAGUGGUCGGGGUUGGUGUGUGAAUAAGUCGUGCCUGCUCGCCGCCACUUGUCGGGCCGUGGGGAUUCCGUGCCGCAUGGGGUACGCCGAUGUGCGAAAUCACCUGGCCACCGAGAAACUGCUGGAAUACAUCGGCACCGACAUCUUCUACUACCACGGCUACAACGAACUAUAUCUGGAAGGAAAGUGGGUCAAAGCCACUGUGGCGUUCAAUCGCCGGCUGUGCGAAAAAGCCCGGUUACUUCCGCUCGAUUUCGAUGGACGCCACGACUCGCUCUACCACCCCUUCGAUCUCGAAGGCCGGAAACACAUGGAGUACCUCAACGAUCGGGGCACUUACGUCGAUGUGCCGUAUGACGAUAUCCUGAAGAAGUUCGCUACAGCUUACUCGCACUUCCUUACCGAGGCCCAACACGGUCGGGCCCUGGCAGGCGACUUUGAGGCGGAGAUCGAAGCCGAGGCCACCCGUCGAGCGGAGGAGCUACUACGACAACCUAUGAGCUUUGCCACCACCGACCUUUGUGACGAACACGGCGACAAGAUCCAGAUCGCCGAGCCCAUCUUCAAACGCUUUGGCGGUCGUGAAGCGUUUUGCGGGCCCAUCCGCACGUUGAAACUGCACGAAGACAAUACCCUGGUCCGUGCCGAACUCGAAAAGCCUGGCGAAGGACACGUGCUGGUGGUCGAUGGCGGCGGAUCACGCCGAUGUGCCCUGUUGGGCGACCGGCUGGCCGAGCUGGCGAUCGACAAUGGCUGGAACGGCGUAGUCGUCUUCGGCUGCGUGCGGGACACCAAAGAGUUGGCCGACAUGAACUUGGGCAUCCUAGCCUUGGCAGCCCAUCCCCGGCGAAGCGAAAAACGCGGCGAGGGGCAGCGGGACAUCCCCGUGACGAUGGCCGGGAUCAACUUCGUGCCCGGUGCCUAUCUGUAUGCCGACGGUGAUGGGCUGAUCGUGGCCGAAGAAAAGUUGGACUGA
Molecule: messenger RNA, 1209 nt
Organism: Cladocopium goreaui
Lineage: Eukaryota; Dinophyceae; Suessiales; Symbiodiniaceae
Source: the annotation of a GenBank genome assembly